AUGGAGUCCGCAAUUCGAUGGUCCCCAAGCUCGACCGCAGCCGAACAGCGGUUCCUCUCUGUCGACGUAACAGGCAAAUCAUUUCGUCUCUGCAGAGUUACAGGGUUCGACAGCAAAAACGUCCGCCAUGACGUCGUCUCGACCUUGACAAAUACCCCUUCUUUCCGCGCCUUCGAUUGGUCCACCUCCAACGAGAAUCUCAUUGCUGUUGGUCAGUCGUCUGGCGAAGCUACGAUUCUACGAUUAGACGCCGACCCCAAAGAAUCGCUCUCAUUUCCUGUUCGAAACCAGCGCUACUGUAACGCCGUGGCUUUCAGUACACAUGGACUGGUGGCUUCUGGGCUUGAUCGCGUGCGCAAUGAUUUCUGCUUGAACAUUUGGGAUGUGAAUCAGCGGCUGGGCCCUUCGGGGGGCAGUAGAGGUUUCCCUGAACCGCUGAGAAAGUUGGCCAGCUCGGAGCCCAUUACGAGUAUCAAGUUCUUUAGAGAUCAGCCCGAUACGUUGGUGACGGGAGUAAAAGGCCAAUUCGUCCGGAUCUAUGAUCUCAGAGAGGGGCCGGGAAAUCCUUCUAUACAGUUCCCAACCCGUUGUGUUCACAAUUUGGCAAUCGACUGGCUGGAUGAGAAUUAUAUCGCCUCGUGCACAACUUCAAAUGAAAGUACCAUCAGCGUGUGGGACCGACGUGUAGGUACCAGGCUGGCUUCCCCGACAGUGGGAUCAUCGACAAGUAGCCCCGACUCGAACCAGACGGUAUCGUCGCUCCAGUUCAAGAACGUGUUCAACCCUAAGGCAUCCAUCUGGAGCUUGCGAUUCUCCAAGACGAAUCGCGGCUGUCUGGGCGCAUUAUCCAACAGUGGCCACUUCAAAACAUUCGAUAUCGCAAAGGAUCAUUUAUCGGAGGAAUUCCGCUCUUCAAUCGACGAAACUCUAGGACAGGGUUCUUUCAAGAACUACCCCGAGCCAGUCUACACAAAGUACGUGCGGGACGUCUGCAUGCCAUUCGACCAUCCGACUAGAGGCACAGAGGAGAAAGACCGAAUUGUUUCUUUUGAUUUCUUGAAUUUCAGUUUCUCCUCGCAAGCCAGUGCAAUUGCAUUGGACGGCAAGGGAAACCCUCAAAUUGUCACCAGUCGUCCACCUUGCCCACCUAUCGCGGUGUCGUCUCAGAGUGUCUUGGCUUGUGGAGCUCCGACUGGCGAUGGUGCGGAUUUCAGAACUAUCCAUCCUCUUUCCGAACACGUGUCACCUGUAUCUGGACUUGUCAACAGCAUUCGGGCUCGUGUUUCAUCCAGCUCAAGAGGUUCUUCGAAUUCUAAGGCUCUGGGCACCGAACCAGUUCCAAGUCGAGAAAAACGGGAGUGGGAAUUGUCACUUGGUACACAAGGUACUCUCCUCACUGCGAAUGAGGCUUUGACUCUGUCCUCGCUCAACCAGUAUCGAGCUAAAGAGGGCUACCUGUUUGACGAGGCACGGAACCAGAAGAUUUGGGCCGAUGACUCUGCUCUGCAGGACCUGUGGGCCUGGGUGAAACGGGCUCGGAUCGAUUCUUCGGGAACGGCUAUGGUGAUCGAUGGAGUCGACAUGAAUUAUAUAGGCGUCAACAGUAUCUGGGCCAAUGAGCUGGGUUUGUCUGCACACCCUUUUCUGAGAAAUACCGAAUUUACUGACAACAUGAUAGGUGAUGGCUUUGAGCGCCGUCGAAUUUCAGCCUCUAAUGAUCCAAAGGAGAUUAUCAAACAGCUAGUCGAUCAACUCAAUCUUCCAGAGGUCAAGGGCUUUGAAACGGCAUUCCCAGAGCACCGCCGUCUCUCACUCCGUCUCUGUGGAGCGCCGCAGUCUUACAAAGAGCUUGAGGAAACAGUCAAAACCCUCUCCGCAGAGAGUCAGCAUACCAAAGCAGCCGCGCUGGCUAUUUUCCAAGAUGAGCCGAAGUUGGCCUAUAUUGGGCUGCGUAGUAAUCAACCUACACAAGCUCAUAAGCUAUUGGCUAUGGCUAUUGCCGGUGCUGCCGGUGCAACGAAAGGCGACAGCAGCACGGACUGGGAAGAGACAUGCGCAGAGAUAUCCAAGGAGCUCACCGAUCCAUAUUCACGCGCGAUCCUCGCGCUUGUGAGCAAGGGCGACUGGCACGCAGUAAUUAAAGAAACCACACUGCCCUUGAAGUAUCGGAUCGAAGUCGCACUUCGCUGGCUACCCGAUGAUGAGCUGACUGUCUAUUUGAAAGACGCGACCGCAGAAGCCGUCAAAGAGGGUGAUGUUGAAGGAAUCGUGCUCACUGGUUUGGGCCAUAUGGCUAUUGAUCUGUUCCAGUCAUACAUUGACAAGUUCAACGAUGUCCAAACACCAGUUCUAGCCAUGAGCUAUACCGUCCCCAGAAUCCUCAGCAACGAAACAUACAUUGCCAGAUUUGAAGCCUGGCGCGAGACCUAUCGCCGAUCACUCAAUUCCUGGAAGCUCCAACUCGAACGCGCUCGCUUCGACGUGAAUUCCCGCCGCUUCGCGGUCACCGUCGAUGGACGCAAACUCGUUCCUCCACCGCCGCAGCAGGUCAGCUUGACCUGUAACUACUGCACGCGGCCGCUCACCCAACACGACGCAUCUUCUCAAAUUUCCCCAUCUGCUACAACGGAAACUGUGCAUUCGACCAUCGGCAACCCUCUUGGACCUAGCGCUCUGUCUGGGACAGUCUGUCCUCGUUGCGGUCGGCAUAUGCCCCGUUGCGGCGUUUGCAAUCUCUGGCUUGGAUCGCCAGAUCCCAUGUCCCGCUCUGGUAUCGCCGCUGAUGCCGAGACUGCCGCUCGCAAACCCACCCAGACCGAUAUAAUGAGGCGGUUCGUUGUGUUUUGCAUCAAUUGUAAUCAUGGAUUCCACGCACACCACGCGCACGACUGGUUUGUGCGACAUCGAGUAUGCCCUGUUGCGGAGUGUAAUUGCAUUUGUGACCGUUGA
Messenger RNA from Penicillium manginii, 2949 nucleotides. RefSeq lists its product as uncharacterized. Gene Ontology annotation, cellular component: cytoplasm. Bases 1 to 2949 code for a protein of 982 amino acids. The record is from RefSeq and is a predicted model, not a curated record. Gene Ontology annotation, molecular function: protein binding. The transcript is spliced from 3 exons. Gene Ontology annotation, biological process: positive regulation of TORC1 signaling. NCBI's taxonomy places the organism in Eukaryota, Fungi, Ascomycota, Eurotiomycetes, Eurotiales, Aspergillaceae.